AAUUAUAUAGACCUCGUGGUUUCAUUAUAUAGAUUUGGAAGCCUUGUGGUUUAUUUAUAUGAGGGAUGAGUCGGGUUCGGUGCGAGGCCGAUUUGGAGAGCGCGCGCAAGAAGCCGCGGCAGGACGCGAAUGAUGUGCUGAUCGUCCCGUUCGGGCCGAUGUCUGUGGAGGCAGGCGAGGCGGCUGAAGCGCAGCGAUCGGAGCGCGCCAAGGCCGACGCACUGCUGGGCGCCAACAUGCUGCUGCCGCCGUAUCAGGGCCGGCUGGUGGUCGGGAGCACGAGCGUGAUCGCGCGCACGAUGGCGCAUCUGCGCGCGCGGUACGCCUUUGUUCCGAUCCCGGGGCAGACCAAGCUUCGCAAGGUGUACGCGUGCGAGACUCCGGCCUGCAACGCUCGUAUGGAGUGGGUUGCCAAGGAUGCUACCGCCAAGGCCUGGCUCGUUUUGCAUAGCCCGCACAGCCAUGCGGCAGCCGCGCCGACGCCUACGGCGACACCCGGCCAGCUGACAAGGCAAGCGCUGCGCAACAAGAACUUCUGUAUCGCCAAGACUUGGGUGGAGACGUUCAAGCGUACACUGGUCGCCGCUGAGCUGAGGAGGGAGGGGCAGUGGUGCAAGCUGCGCCCGGAUCUGGACGCGCUCGGCGUGAAGCUCGACGCCAACGGCAUCGUCACGCACCUCAAGUACGCCCUCGCGCCGCCCAAGCCGCCCAGCGCGCACCUCGUGGAGGUGAUGCAGGCGGGUGCCAUCCGUGACAUCCUGAUGGGCAUGGGCUGGGCCGCGCUGCCGGAGCAGCAGGUUCGGGUGUUCGACAUUGACCUUGCCGCUGCGGAUGCGCUCGCGCUGGAGGCCCUGCAAGGGUGGGCACGCAUAGCGGGGGUGGCGCUGCAAGGCGAAGGCCAGAAGCUGGUGCGGCGCCAGCAGGGGCUUAGCACCGGCGGCGACAAAACCUCGUGGUACCAGCAGUGGUUCGCGGAGUGCCCGUUCGGCCUGCUGGAUGUCACCGGGCAGGACGUGCUGGUCUGUGCCGUGCGGCGCACAGCAGAUGGUGGGCUGCAACGCGCGCCGCUCGUCUCUGUAGGGCAGGUGUCGGGCGAGGCGAGGCGCGCUCUGCGCAACAAGGUGGCGCGCACGUGUCAAGAGGUCCACAAUGGCGACGCCUGGGCUCACAUCGACAAGCACUACGACGGCAACUUCUGGAUGGCGGGGCUGGCGUCGCCUGCUCGCGUGGGACACAUCAUCUGCAGGUACGUCAACCAGAUCAUCUACGAGUGCGAGGCGGAGCAUUAUCCAUUCGGCAUCGAGGAGGCGCUGGAGGAGAUGUGUACGGCGGUGUGGGAGGCGGCGGUGCAGAUUGCGCCGUACCUGACCAAGUACAGGGACGAGUUCUUGUCUGCCUGGGGGCGCCAGGCGAUGUACGGCGACACGGCAACUAACCUCGUGAGCAUGACCAAGAACUGCGCGGUGUCGUUGCACUUCGACACGACGGACGGGCCGUACAGCAUCAUGCUGUGGCGCCACAACGGUGCCGGCAGCCUGGACGGCGGGCAUUUCUUGAUGCCUGGCGCCUCCAUCAAGGUGCUGCCGACCGACAUGACGAUCGUGGUGCUGGCUGCUGGCAUGGUCACGCAUGGGACGGCGCCCGUGCUGGAGUCCACUGGCGAAGCGCGGCGGUACGGCUACUCGCAUUUCCUGCGUGUGCCGGCCAUGGAGCGUGUGGCGCGGCUGAUCAAGGCAUCUGGCGGAAAGAAGAAGAUGGAGGAGCUGCAGGUGCAGGGCAUGAAGCGCGUGUUGGCUGCACGUACAGCGGCGGAUCGGAAGGCGCGGCGGGAUGAAAUCCAGAAGCAGCGGGACGAGCUCCUGAAGAGCGCGCUGGACGGCGAGGCGCUGCCAGAGGGCGAGCAUUUAGCGUUUGCUGUGCGAGGGUUGAAGUGGCACCGGGACAUUGUGAAGUGCCUGGUAUGGCAGGACUUCAAGGGCAAGUCCUGAGACCUCUAGCAGGAGGAGCGGGUGGGUAGUAGUGGUUCGUGUAGAGGCGUGUUGGGCUGUGUAGGUGAGAGCUCAUGGGAGUACACAACGCAGAUAGAGCAAGAACAGCGGGAGUUUCUUAGGCAGCGCCAACAGGUGCGAACGCUGCUGGGGAGUUGGUGUGUUGCAGUGGGAGUUGGGCCAUGCACGUGAGACAGCGAGUGGCUGUACAGGUGUUCGCAUUUGCAGGUUAAAAGAACCGUGCCAUUCGUGUCAAGCAAGUGCAUGGAGUGGGUGGGUGAUGAACUGGAUUGUGGGGUAGAGCUGUGGGCGGGGGCAUGCGUUGGGGAAUCGGUUUUUCUGUGAGGGCGUGUGGGUGCGCUAAGGGCAAGGUAACAAGACAGCGUGGCUGUAGUCAGUUAGCAGUGUAGGGUUGCGGUUGGGGCCGGGCUGCAGCGGAAGUAGAAGUAGGGAUAGCUGCUUAUUGUGGCAAAGAUGCGCGGGAUGUCGUGCUGGCGAAAGCUUGCAAAGGUAGUGGGGUGCUGGAUGAGGCGCAUGAGGCGCAGUGGUGCAUUGGCUGCGGUGCUGGAAUGGACAGGAGGCAGCGAGGGCAAUGACAUGAGAUGAGCGGUUGUAUACAAUGAAGGUGUGCAGAAGUCGCAACGUUGGCAAUGUGCAACAUCAAUGUGUUUGUCGUGGUAUCAUAAGCAGAA
Chlamydomonas reinhardtii is the source of this 2680-nucleotide messenger RNA. RefSeq lists its product as uncharacterized. NCBI's taxonomy places the organism in Eukaryota, Viridiplantae, Chlorophyta, Chlorophyceae, Chlamydomonadales, Chlamydomonadaceae. Bases 66 to 1988 code for a protein of 640 amino acids. The transcript has 9 exons. The record is from RefSeq and is a predicted model, not a curated record.